GCCCAACAACCUUUCCGACUGGCCCAAACCAACUCCCAAGUCCCAUCCCAACCGAGGCGACGCAGCCGCCGCCGGCUGAACCUAAACCCCUCGACGCAGCCGCCGCCGGCGUAGGGGAGAGGGGCACGGGCACGGCACGGGGACGGAAAUGGCGGAGGGGAACGGCGGCAGUCGCGCCGAGGCUGGCGUCCGCGAGUCCUCCGAGCCCUCGCCGAAGCGCUCCUCGAUCCCCGCCAUGCCGCACGAAGAAUGCGUCGAGGGCAUCCGCUCCGCGCUCAAACAUCCCACGGUGCGGUUCCUGAGGGAGCGGAUGGAGAGUGCCGGGUGCCUGGUGUGGCCGCGCCUCAUCCGGGCGGCGACCUGCUCCUCCGCCGGCGGCUACGCUAGCCAGCAAGGGAUACAAGUUUGCUGCAAUCACAUGACCUGUCAAGAUGAGAUAACUCAGGUCAUGAUUCAUGAACUGAUACAUGCUUAUGAUGACUGUGUUGCCAAAAAUCUGAACUGGACGAAUUGUGCUCACCAUGCUUGCUCUGAGAUUCGAGCCAAUCACCUUAGUGGUGAUUGCCAUUACAAACGUGAAUUGUUGCGUGGUUUCAUGAAGAUAAAGGGUCAUGAGCCUGAAUGUGUCAAAAGGCGGGCUCUGAUGUCUGUGAAAAACAACCCAUACUGCUCAGAGGGUGCUGCAAAAGAUGCAAUUGAUGCUGUAUGGGAUAUAUGCUACAAUGACACACGCCCAUUUGAUAGAGCCCCAUGAAAUAUUUUCAGAACCUGGGAUACAUUAGCUAUUUUGUGCACACCUGCAUUGAUAUUCUGAGCCCCUUCAGAAACUUGUAUUUCAGCAACCUGUGUCAGCAAAGUACAGAAAUUUUCUGCUGUAGCCAAGGCGUGCUGCAUCCCGCGAUGAGUCUGCACACACUAACGAUUUAAUUCGUGUAAUUCAAUUCUUUUACACGAUAUCCCGACAAAGUUUAAUAAAUUAUAAACGUAAAGUUUGUU
Zea mays is the source of this 996-nucleotide messenger RNA. RefSeq names its product ku70-binding protein. Gene Ontology annotation, molecular function: metalloendopeptidase activity. Gene Ontology annotation, biological process: mitochondrial proton-transporting ATP synthase complex assembly; mitochondrial protein processing. The transcript has 5 exons. NCBI's taxonomy places the organism in Eukaryota, Viridiplantae, Streptophyta, Magnoliopsida, Poales, Poaceae. The record is from RefSeq and is marked provisional. The coding region runs from base 149 to 754 and encodes 201 amino acids.